Messenger RNA from Anastrepha obliqua, 732 nucleotides. RefSeq lists its product as uncharacterized. The transcript has 3 exons. The record is from RefSeq and is a predicted model, not a curated record. Bases 1 to 732 code for a protein of 243 amino acids. Lineage: Eukaryota; Metazoa; Arthropoda; Insecta; Diptera; Tephritidae.
AUGGAUUUAAAGGUUGUCAAAAUUAAUCUGCAGCACUCACGGUGUGCAACGGACAACCUAACCGUUCUCCUGGCGGAGGAGGACGUGGACAUCGCACUAAUUCAGGAACCCUGGGUGCGGAGCACCGAGGUGAAAGGUUCACAGGAUGUGACGGCUGUUGAGGUGGAAGCCACUGACGGAGUCGGAAUAACGCUUGCCUCUAUAUACAUGGCACACGAAAGACCAGCACCGCCUGAGGAGGCUCGUAAACUUGUGCAGGAAAACCCGAACAAAACCCUGCUUCUCGGAUGCGAUGCCAAUGCAAGAUCUGAAAACAUUUUGCCAUCCUGCAUACAACACGAAGCAGGUGACAUCCCUCGUGUCACCGAGCAAGAACUACAAGCGCCGUGUAAUAAAAUAAAGUCUAAAAAGGCUCCAGGCCCAGAUGGCAUACCAAAUAGAGCUCUGAAAUUAGCAAUUUGCAAACGUCCAGACAUAUUUCAAGCAGUCUUCCAAACCUGCCUUAACGAAGGCACUUUCCCAAAGAGGUGGAAGAAGCAAACUCUUGUGCUUUUACCCAAGGGCAACAAAAAGCCUGGCGAACCCGAAUCAUUCCGACCAGUAUGUCUACUAGACACAAUGGGGAAAAUCCUAGAGAGAAUUAUUUGCGACCGGCUGUCGUCUUUCGCUGAAGACAAAGGUUUGUCUUCAGUAAAUCCCGCUCAACAGUGGAUGCUAUCAAAUGCGUGGUAG